This is a messenger RNA of Dovyalis caffra, 1731 nucleotides long. NCBI's taxonomy places the organism in Eukaryota, Viridiplantae, Streptophyta, Magnoliopsida, Malpighiales, Salicaceae. The record is from the annotation of a GenBank genome assembly.
AUGACUCAACCACAGCAACCUCAGCUCCAAAAGCACCGCAAGUCGUCCUGCCACCGCCACCCUUCCAAACCUAUCACAGGAUUCUGUGCCUCCUGUCUCCGAGAACGCCUCGCCGGCAUCGACCCCGACACCCACCAAGAAACCCCCGUGACGCAUCUCGCCGCCGAGCUCCGUCGCAGCAAAUCAUACUCCAGCUCCUCCACAAACAGCAACCCCAACAAUAACAAUGCUUCAUCCACCUCUACCUCCUCCACUACUGCCACCACCUCUGAGCCCCGCCGCAAAUCAUGCGACGUUAGACCGUCUCGCAACACUCUGUCUGACCUCUUCCACGUCGAUGAUAAAAGAAGAGACUUCUUGAUUCAAAAGCCAAAGGGUUUGGAUUUAGGCUUUGAAUUAAAAGAAGAAGAAAUUUUAGGAGAGAUUAGGGUUUCUGCGCAGAAUGCGAAUAAUAGUGAAAGGAAUGCGGAGGAUUUUGAAGAGGAUGGGGAGUUAAAAACAAUGAAGGAGUUUAUAGAUCUUGAGUGGGAGAGAAAGAAAAAUGGAGGGAGAGAUCUUAAGGACAUCGCAGGGAGUUUUUGGGAGGUAGCUUCAGUGUUUAGUAAAAAACUAGGGAAAUGGCAGCGAAAACAAAAGAAGAAGGAGAAGAGAGAUGGGGAAAAUCUUGGAAGUUUGGUGAGAAAUAAGAAGUUGAGUGUUAGGAAAUUGAGAGAGACGCAAUCGGAGAUUGGAGAGUAUGGAUUUGGGAGGAGAUCUUGUGAUACUGAUCCAAGAUUAUCUGUAGAUGUGUCGCGGUUGUCUGUUGAUGAUUCUCGCUAUUCGUUUGAUGAGCCUAGGGCUUCUUGGGAUGGAUGUUUAAUUGGUAAAACUUAUCCGAGGCUAACUCCGUUGGUUUCUGUUAUGGAAGAUGUCAAGUUGCCUAGUGGUGGGGUUGAGAAUGUAAAGGAGAUUGUGAAUUUGAAGAAUGAAGGGGAGAGUAGUCCUGGAGGUACGAUGCAAACUAGGAAUUAUUAUUCUGAUAAGAGGAGGAAGAGUUUUGAUCGUUCGGGAUCUAAUAGGAGAGUAGGGCUAGGGGAUGAAGAGUUUAAAUCAAUGUCGAAUGCCAAGGUAUCUCCUGAAACAGUUGGUUUAUUCCAUGGGGCAAAGUUGUUGGUCACAGAGAAAGAAUUGAGGGAUUCAAAUUGGUACUCGCUUAAAGAUUACGGCGAUGAGAAUGUGGAUGCUGUUUCCAAACAUGCUAGUUCGAUUACUGGUGGCGGGGCUAGCAAAAAGGGUUUCAAAUUCAAGAAGCCGCAUAAGUGGUUUGGUGUGUCGAAUAUUUGGGGUUUGAUGCAGAGGAGUAGUCAGAGCAAAUGUGGAGAUGAUAGGAGUAGUAUUGGUGGAAAUGUGGUUGAUGGGCCAAUACCAGAGUCUUGGCAGAAUUUGAGUGGCGUGGCUGAUGGAGAAGCAAACGGGAUGGUGAGCCCGAGGCUUAUACGGAGCUAUACUGUGAGUGGAAGGGAUUCCUGCAAGAUGGCUUGCAGUACAAGUGGUGCUGAGAGCAAAGAGACUGGGAUGAAGAGAAGGGAAGAGCUUUUGCUGCAGCGGAAUCGGAGUGCCAGGUAUUCUCCAAACAACGUUGAUAAUGGCUUGCUACGGUUUUAUCUGGCACCAUUAAGGAGUUACGGAAGAAGCAAAUCUGGAAAGAGUAGGCUAAAGAAUUCAAACUCCUUGUCAAGGAAUGUUUUGUAA